AUGACUGUCAGCCUCCCUGGUUCUGGAGCCCAUACGCGUAUAUCAGUCAGGCUGUACUCUCGCACCUUCACACAUUCCUACCAAAUUCCACCUCAGAUGUCGCAAAGUAGCUCCCCUGACAAUGACCCACCCUCCCAAGUGACUUCCUUGAAAAGGCGGCUGGCCGUCUUAGAGGCCCAAAAUGCUGAACUUUGCAAACAGCCCUUGGCAGAGAGAAAUGAACCUCAUCAUACUGAGGGCCGGUCAAUUCAGAGACUUGUUUGCCUCACAGAACGUGUCGAAGAUCUCAUUGCAGAGUUUGAUCGACGUGUCACCUUGGGGUUAAAAUCAGAUACUGACGAUACUAGCUCAAAUAACACUGAAGACGAUCGGAGGUACAGAUCGUAUAAGAAGUUGGCGACCCGGUGUCCAUCUGUUUGUAAGCUUCUGGAUUCAGAGGUUGAGAAUGGUGAGCUUUGUCACAUGUACAGCAAGCUUAAUAAAGGUGCCGAUGGAGCCAGGGCGGAUGAUACGACACGGCUCAAAGUCAUCGUUGCCUCUUGGUUGAUGCAACUUACUCCGUCACCAAGCCCCGUCAUUCAUGGGCAGGACAAAACGGGUCGCGGAUUCAAUAACGAUGCGACUGGAGUGACUUAUGUCCGACAGCAGAUUAGGGACUACCACCCAGACUAUCGUGUCACAGCUUACUCUUGGCCAGCUUUCUUGUACAAGGACAAACAAUACGACCCUCAAAACCCUACAAACAGUCUGUUUAAAGGAAAUUUUCUUUUAAAGACAUUCAAAUAUAUUUUCACAUCUCCUACUUCUGCGGAGACGGAAGACCAGGAGGAGCCCAGCCUGGAUAAUAUUUCCACACAAGGCCACCCAAAGCAGUGGAGGACUGCUGGCAAGCGUCACACUUGCUGCAAUGUUGCGGGACUGUUGAAUAUGAGAUCAGUACAACCGCGUUCAAUCGCAUAUACAGCUGUACAGCUCAGGUUUGCCUUGUCCAGUAUGGGAUCGUGGCGAGUUAUAGAUGACGAGUUCAAUGUUCAAGAGUUCUACGACAACAUUGUCGAUUUCCUCGAGCUUCCUAUGACACCAGACACAUCUAAGGAAGUUGAUGACCUAUUACUUUGGUGGAACCGGUUUUUGGACGCAAACAUGCAUCUGCCUAUCGUCCCCAAAGAGUCCAACAGCUAUCUGUUGCUCGGUGUUCAGGCAGAUGUUAGCUCAGAGUUUGCAGGUCGCAUGCAUAGAUAG
Suillus fuscotomentosus is the source of this 1242-nucleotide messenger RNA. RefSeq lists its product as uncharacterized. NCBI's taxonomy places the organism in Eukaryota, Fungi, Basidiomycota, Agaricomycetes, Boletales, Suillaceae. Bases 1 to 1242 code for a protein of 413 amino acids. The record is from RefSeq and is a predicted model, not a curated record. The transcript has 9 exons.